This is a messenger RNA of Lichtheimia ornata, 3060 nucleotides long. Its product is annotated as potassium/sodium efflux P-type ATPase, fungal-type. The record is from RefSeq and is a predicted model, not a curated record. NCBI's taxonomy places the organism in Eukaryota, Fungi, Mucoromycota, Mucoromycetes, Mucorales, Lichtheimiaceae. Gene Ontology annotation, molecular function: ATP hydrolysis activity; P-type calcium transporter activity; ATP binding. Bases 1 to 3060 code for a protein of 1019 amino acids. Gene Ontology annotation, cellular component: plasma membrane. The transcript is spliced from 5 exons. Gene Ontology annotation, biological process: intracellular calcium ion homeostasis; calcium ion transmembrane transport.
AUGUCUGAACCGCAAAAUACCACAAUCAGCUUUGCUGAUGGCGGCACAAACACACUACCAACAGCAACUACGAACGAGAAAAAGAUUCAAAACAAUGACUCGACAUUGACAUUGUCAACGGAUACCGAAUCCAAAUCCGGCAAAACAUCCAUCAAGGACAAGAUCAACCCUUUCAAUCGCAAAAAGCCGGUGAUGCGAGUGGAAGGUCCUCCUUAUCACACCAUGGAUCUCGAUACGGUAUGCAGCUUGCUCAAAUCCGAUCUCGAGCGAGGCGUCGAUGAUGAUCAAGUCGAAGCACGACGUGCUGAAUGCGGCUUUAACGAACUACAAGGAUCCGGUGGUGUCAAUCCAAUCCAAUUGUUUAUUAAGCAAUUCGUCAAUCUGCUGGUCAUGAUUCUCUUGAUUGCUACCAUUGUCUCGUUUGUCUACCGUGAUUGGAUCGAAGGCGGUGUCAUUUGCUUUAUCAUGUUUCUAAAUGCCUUUGUUGGUUUCAUGCAAGAAUUCAAGGCUGAAAAGACCAUGGAGUCACUACGCAAGAUGGCUUCACCCACUAGCACUGUUAUUCGCUCUGGCAAAGAACAAAGUGUACCCACACGUGAACUCGUCGUUGGCGACGUUAUCAUUCUCAAGAGUGGUGAUGUUGUUGGUGCUGAUUGUCGUAUCAUUGAGGCAUCUAAUAUGGAUGUGGACGAAGCGCUCUUGACCGGUGAAUCUGUUCCUGUCAACAAGAAUCCUGAAACAUUGCCCAAUGCCGAGGUAUCUCUUGGAGAUCGUGUCAACAUGUCCUAUUCCAGCACCACAUUGGCCAAGGGUCGUGGUAAAGCCAUGAUCACUGCCAUUGGCAUGGAAACCGAAAUUGGUCGUAUUGCGCAACGUUUGAUGGAUAGCGAUGAUGCCAGCAAGACCCCUCUUCAACGUUCCAUUGAUCGCCUUGCCAUGUUUUUGUUCGUCUUUGCUGUUAUUGUGGUGAUCGUCAUUUUUGCUAUCUCCAAAUUCCAAUUGGAUGACCAAGAUAUUUUGUAUGCCAUUACAACCGCCAUUGCUGCUGUACCCGAAGGAUUGUUGGCCGUGCUCACCCUUACACAAGCAUUUGGUGUCCAUGCCAUGGCGAAAGCCAAUGCUUUGGUGCGUCGUCUUGUAUCCCUCGAAUUGCUUGGCUCGGUGACCAAUAUUUGCUCUGAUAAGACGGGUACCCUUACUCAAUCCAAGAUGGUCAUGACACGAUUUUGGCGUCCAGGAGCUGGUUUUCAUUCUGUAUCUGGAUUGGGUUUCACGACUGAAGGCGAAGCAACGGCUGAAGAGACCAAUACCCCUGUUGAAAUGACCGAUGCCAUGAAGCAAUUCAUCCAUUGUGCUGCUUUGUGUAACAUGAGCGAUGUCCAAGAGAAUGAACAAGUAUCGGGUGAUCCCACCGAAAUUGCUUUGCAGGUGUUUGCACACAAGAUGAAGAUGGGUAAGCCUGCAUUGAACGAGAAGAAUUGGUCGAUGGCGGCAGAAUAUCCCUUUGAUUCGACGAUCAAGCGCAUGAGUGUAUUGAUGCGUACACCGGAUGGUCAUCAUGUUGCCUUUGGAAAGGGUGCCACUGAACGCAUGUUGGAUCGUUGUGGUGGUAUUCUCAAUGCCGAUAACGAAGUUGAAUACAUGAACGUGAGCGAUAUGCAAGCAUUGAUUCUUCCUCAAGUCGAAGCCCUCGCUCGUUGUGGUCUACGUGUGCUUACAUUGGUGUAUCGCCCUGUCAAGACUGACAAAGAUGUCGUUGAUCAAGAGACUUUCGCACGUGAUUUCAUUGAACGCGAUAUGAUCUUUUUGGGACUUGCUGGUAUCUAUGAUCCACCUCGUGAAGAAUCCAAGGUUGCUGUUGAGAGAUGUCAUCGUGCUGGUAUCACUGUUCACAUGUUGACGGGUGAUCAUAUUGCCACUGCCACUGCCAUUGCUCGUGAGGUCUCCAUUCUCCCAGCCGAUUAUGGUCUUGAUAAGGACCCUGAAAAGGAUGGUCUUGUCAUGUCAGCUCAAAAGUUUGACAAGCUAUCCGAAGAACAAAUCGAUGCAUUACCUGAACUCCCUCUCGUCAUUGGCCGUUGCUCACCAGAAACCAAGGUUAAGGUCAUUGAAGCCCUUUAUCGACGACGCAAGAUCUCUGCCAUGACUGGUGAUGGUGUGAAUGACUCUCCUAGUCUCAAGGAAGCCGACGUUGGUAUUGCCAUGGGUGAAACAGGCUCUGAUGUUGCCAAACAAGCAUCCGAUAUCAUCCUUGUUGACGACAACUUUUCAACCAUUGUCCAUGCCAUUGAAGAAGGCCGCCGUGUGUUCGCCAACAUUAGCCGCUUUUGUGUACACUUGAUCACUGCCAAUGUGGCUCUUGCAUUCCUCCUGAUUGUGGGUCUUGCCUUCCGUGACAGUACUGGAAAGGCUGCAUUCGCAUUGUCGCCGCUUCAGAUUCUCUUCGCCAACUGUUUGACUACAACACCUCCCGCACUCGGCUUAGGACUUGAGCCUGUGAAUCCACUUCAAAUGCAGGUGCCUCCUCGCAAGCGUAGCCAUGGCUUAUUCCGUGCAUCCAAUCUAUGCGAUAUCUUCAUCUAUGGUGUCAUUGUCGGUGGUAUUGGCUUGUGCAACUUUGCCGUAUCCAUGUACGCUUGGGGUGACAACGACUUUGGUAUCGAUUGCAGCAAGAACUACAAUGAAACAUGCUCAACGGUGUAUCGUGCACGUGGUGCUUUGUUUACAUCCAUUUGCUGCAUGUUGCUCAUGCACAGCUUCACAUGCCGUGAUUUACGUAAUCCACAAUGGUUGCCUUCUUUCUUUUGCGGUGAACGUCGUUGGUAUCUUGCUUGGGUCCCCAAGGCUUUCAAUCAGCGUCAAAAUUGGUACCUUUAUUAUGCAUUUGCAUUCACCAUUGCCCUCCUCAUCAUCACCCUUUACGUACCGGUCCUCAACGAAGUUGUCUUUAAGCAACACGGUAUUGGUUGGGAAUGGGGUAUGGUCGCUGCUUCUUGCCUUGUAUACACCAUCAUUGUGGAAAUCUACAAGUUCUUUAAGCGUAUGGUCGUCCCUUACUAA